CGCUCGAGCCCGUCACACAAUGGUCUGCUCCCUUUUUGUUCUUUCCAUUCCACUGACCAACCUGCAUAUAGGCAGUACAAGGGAUAACAGCGACGACGAGCACAAACAUCACAGGUGCUACUCACAAUUCUACGCCUAGUAUUAUGCCGCCAGAGCUCGAGCAGACGCUCGCUCUUCUAUCAUCACAUCGUUCUGUCCUCGGAUACCUUCUGCUCUCGCGUGGAGACCAUGUUAGUAUCAUACGUCAUUCAGGCGUCGUUUUUGAAGGAGAACAGGGGAAGAAGUACGCGAGCGUCAUAGGCAGGAUGGUUGAGACCGUGCAGGCAGGCUUGGAUGAAGUAAGUGUGUCAGAAAAUGAUGGAGACCAGAUUCGCUUCAUGAGAAUACGGACCAAACGCCAUGAAAUCAUGAUUUCGCCUGAUGAAAGAUAUCUCCUCGCGGUGUUGCAUGAUCCCGCUUCGUGAAUUUACCCUCACUUAUCAUAUUCUCUCAUAUCUUUGUGUUUAUCUUACGACUGUAUCGGUAGGAUCUCUUGGUAAUGCAGGCUUUUGAAAACGAUACAAUCAUUCUCCACUCGGUGCAUUGCGGUGAUGGUGGUAAUACAAAGUGCUACAUAUUUUGGCUGACAUCUCUCCUUGGACGCCGUAGUAGGUUGGCUUGGCCUCGUACCUGUAAAUGUGUCAUCAGUCUUUAGUCGAAUAACCAAGCGAACAGCUCCUCCUAGUACUUUAUCUCCUCCAAGGGUUCUACACCUAUGAUGCAACCUAGACCAGCGCAAUCUGGCUCAUCUUGCAUUUCUUCUUCUUGGAAAGCACUUCGACGCGGUUAA
Messenger RNA from Suillus bovinus, 829 nucleotides. RefSeq lists its product as uncharacterized. Gene Ontology annotation, molecular function: dynein intermediate chain binding. The transcript is spliced from 4 exons. Gene Ontology annotation, biological process: microtubule-based movement. The coding region runs from base 144 to 464 and encodes 106 amino acids. The record is from RefSeq and is a predicted model, not a curated record. NCBI's taxonomy places the organism in Eukaryota, Fungi, Basidiomycota, Agaricomycetes, Boletales, Suillaceae. Gene Ontology annotation, cellular component: cytoplasmic dynein complex; cytoplasm.